UUGGAUCUAUGUGUAUAGCGCAGAAAAGCUCAGCAUCCAUUUUCCGCCAAAUUCCUAACAAAAUAUUCCCUUGGAUCAACCUCUACCUACGAUCAUCCAUAAAGUUAGGGUUCCGGUACACUGAGAAUGGCGGAGCCGGCAAGUCCAGGAGGCGGCGGCGGAAGCCAUGAGAGUGGCGGUGACCCGAGUCCUCAGUCCAACUUGCGAGAACAGGAUAGGUACCUACCGAUCGCUAAUAUUGGACGCAUAAUGAAAAAGGCAUUGCCUGCUAAUGGAAAGAUCGCAAAGGAUUCUAAGGACACUGUUCAGGAAUGUGUAUCUGAGUUCAUCAGUUUUAUUACUAGCGAAGCUAGUGACAAGUGUCAGAAAGAGAAGAGAAAGACGAUCAACGGAGAUGAUUUACUAUCAGCCCUGGCUACCUUGGGAUUUGAGGACUACAUUGAACCACUGAAGGUCUAUUUGACUCGGUACAGAGAGGUAAAUGCAAUUCUUCUUCAUGCCCUUAAUGGUUUUGGGACUGGUUUCUCACAAUAACUGCUUUAUUUUCUUUAUUUUAUGUUCUAUUAGGCUUCCUCAUCAUUUGGUUUGCAAGGAAAUUGAUAAAAGAAUAUAUGGACUAUUGCAUUUGGCCAUUUGCCAAUUGCCAUCUUCUAAAUGUUGCACUGUGUAUUUUUGGUUAUGGACUUUACUAUUGUUGUUUCAAGACUUCGUUCAACUGAAUUUUAUCUCAUAAUCAACUAAGUAAAUGUUGUUUCUGUGGUUCCUGAACAACUUUCUCUGCUGGGUUGCAUGGGUCAAUCAAUGGUGUUGUAGAUGGAGGGAGAUGCCAAGGGAUCUGCAAGGGUUGGUGAUGCAUCUGUUAGAAAAGAUGUAGUUGGAAGUCAGCUUGGGUCCAAUACGCAGUUCAUGUAUGAAGGUUCUUUUGCACAAGGCUUAGACUAUGGAAACUCCCAAUUAUGAAUUUUAAGAUGAACAAAGAACUUUGGAUGCAUACCAAAAAAAAGCUGGAUACAUAGAACAGUGGUUAGUCUUUUGCUGGUACAAGAUGCCAGCCAGGGUUUCUCUUCUUGCUGAUUUCUGUGUUAAACUGUCAACAGCAAUGUUUGAGGACUAGACACCUAAAGGACUCCUACUAAUUUCUGCAAAUAUUUUUGUUUGCUAUACUUUGAUUUUAAUUCUCUUCCGCUCUGUACAUACCGUUGGGUUUUGAAUGUCACUUGGAAUAAACCAUCUAUUAUAGUUUGUACAGCACCUAAGUGCCCAAACA
Molecule: messenger RNA, 1267 nt
Organism: Solanum stenotomum
Lineage: Eukaryota; Viridiplantae; Streptophyta; Magnoliopsida; Solanales; Solanaceae
Product: nuclear transcription factor Y subunit B-10-like
Exons: 6
Coding region: 127-534 (135 amino acids)
Biological process (GO): regulation of transcription by RNA polymerase II
Cellular component (GO): nucleus; CCAAT-binding factor complex
Molecular function (GO): DNA-binding transcription activator activity, RNA polymerase II-specific; RNA polymerase II cis-regulatory region sequence-specific DNA binding; protein heterodimerization activity
Source: RefSeq, a predicted model, not a curated record